This is a messenger RNA of Capsella rubella, 1563 nucleotides long. RefSeq names its product tRNA (adenine(58)-N(1))-methyltransferase non-catalytic subunit trm6. Gene Ontology annotation, biological process: tRNA methylation. NCBI's taxonomy places the organism in Eukaryota, Viridiplantae, Streptophyta, Magnoliopsida, Brassicales, Brassicaceae. The record is from RefSeq and is a predicted model, not a curated record. Gene Ontology annotation, cellular component: nucleus; tRNA (m1A) methyltransferase complex. The transcript is spliced from 13 exons. Bases 45 to 1385 code for a protein of 446 amino acids.
ACCAAACAAACAUAUAACUGCAGUCUUUUUUUUUUUUUUUGGUGAUGGAACUCAAUAAGGAUCAGACAGUCAUGUCGGAGGAUAACAACAAGCCUCAAGAUCCAAAUCCCAGAUUGGCUUGGGAAGGUUGCAGCGUUUUGCUCGACGUCAACGAUGGUGACCGUCUCGUCUUCGCUCGUUUAUCUGGUGGCGCUAUAUUAAAAAUUGGGAAUAAGAAUUAUUCUUUAAAGCCAUUGAUCGGAGCUCCGUUUGGAUCUCUGUUCCAAGUCGAAAGCGGAGAAGAUGGCUCUUUCCUCUCUCGCAUUCUACCAAUUAAAAAAGAAAAUGACCAUAAUAAUGUUAUGGACGAUUCUAGAGAUAAUCGGGAACUCGUCGACAACAAUGAAGCUCAGAACCUUACUGGUGAAGAAAUUGAAGCUAUGCGGAGAGAGGGUGCCAAAGGGGAUGAAAUUAUUGAAGCUCUAAUUGCAAACAGCAAAACAUUCGAUAAGAAGUUUCAGUUGUCUCAGGAGAAGUAUAAGCUUAAAAAGCAGAAGAAAUAUGCACCAAAGCUGCUUCUUCGACGGCCUUUUUCUCGAAGUAUAUGUGAAGCUUAUUUCAAGAAAUAUCCAGCCAGAAUCGGAUUCUUACGGGUAGAUGCGUUAUCUCUUCUGUUAACAAUGGCUAAUAUCACUGCAUACUCGGAUGUGCUUGUAGUAGAUAUGGUUGGUGGCCUUGUCACUGGUGCAGUGGCUGAACGAUUAGGAGGCACUGGUUAUGUUUGCUCUACAUAUAAGGGAAGUAGUCCUUAUCCUGUGGAGAUGGUAAGGAUGUUCAACUUUAGUGACAAGGUUAUAGAGAGGAUCGUGCAGGCAUCUGUAACCGAGCUCUCGUCAGCCAAAACUGAGUCUCCUGAAGAAAAUAAUCAACAAGGAGUUAGUAACACUGAGAACAAUAUCAAUGAAAUAGCUACAUCUGAUAGUAUGGUAGAAGAUGUAUCUGUGACAGCUGAGGUUAGAGUAGUAGAUAAUGUUGUCCCAGAGAGAAAAAUUAUCAAAGCCCCAAAAGCUGGAGCCAAAGCUUCAAAAGAAAUAAUAGAUAUGUGGCGAGAAAACGGUUUCUCUAGCCUAAUCAUUGCUGCACAAGACCAAGACCCAUGGAGCUUUGUUAAGGAUGCCUUGCCACUUCUCUCCUACUCUGCACCCUUUGCAAUAUAUCACCAGUAUUUACAGCCACUGGCAACAUGCAUGCACAAGCUUCAGCAGGAGAAGAUGGCGAUCAACCUGCAAAUAACAGAACCAUGGCUACGCGAAUAUCAGGUUCUUCCUUCAAGAUCUCACCCUCACAUGCAGAUGAGUUCUUUUGGAGGAUAUGUUCUGAGCGGCAUUAGAAUCUCUACCACUUGACUAUUGUUUUCAAAACCAGAAACUUUGGUUUGAUGAAGAAACUUUUCUUCAAAGGUCUUUGUGGUUGUUUUGUUGUUGUAAUAUAAGGGCUGAGAUUAGUGAAAACGGCCAUCCCCUUACAAUUUUCUCUGACAGUUUUGUAUGUCCACACCUGAAAUGUUAGAAUUGUUUUUUUGGA